AAUGCACUAAAUGUAAAAAUCAAUUAAUGAAACCUAAGGAUUUCGAUUCAGAAUCUCUUUCACAAGAGUCUCAAGUUUCAUCUUGUUCUACUAAUACAUAUUAUGAAACUGAUGCAAAUGAUUUUAUAGAGUGUGACAAGUUCACUUAUAUAAAAAACCAGAAUAAUAUUGUUCUAAAUGACAAAUUAUAUUUUAGUGAUAAUGAACUUAGAAUGGAUGAUUCUUCAAGUUCCAAAUGUAAUUCUCUUUAA
Messenger RNA from Cetraspora pellucida, 251 nucleotides. The record is from the annotation of a GenBank genome assembly. Lineage: Eukaryota; Fungi; Glomeromycota; Glomeromycetes; Diversisporales; Gigasporaceae.